Molecule: messenger RNA, 564 nt
Organism: Cylindrotheca closterium
Lineage: Eukaryota; Bacillariophyta; Bacillariophyceae; Bacillariales; Bacillariaceae
Source: the annotation of a GenBank genome assembly
AUGAGUGUUCAAAAGAUCAAGAAGGCUAGCGGUGAACCCGAUGAAUUCGAGAAGUCUGUUGCCAACGAGCUUCUCAACCUUGAGAUGACCUCCACAGAGUUGAAGGCUUCUCUUCGCACCAUCUACAUCACAGCCGCCAAGGAGGUUGACUGUGGAGAUGGACGCAAGGCCAUCAUCCUGUACGUCCCAUUCAAACUGUUGAAAUCCGUCAACAAGAUCCACCAAAGACUUGUCCGUGAAUUGGAAAAGAAAUUCUCUGGACGUCACGUCUUGAUUGUUGGACAACGUACCAUCUUGGGCAAGUCUUUCAACCGUAACCAAAAAACCAGUGGACCCCGCCCACGAUCCCGCACAUUGACUGCCGUCCAAGACGCCAUCUUGGAGGACAUCUGCUAUCCUACUGAGAUCGUUGGAAAGCGCACCCGAGUAAAGCUUGACGGAAAGAGAAUUAUGAAGGUGUACCUUGACUCCAAGGACCAAGCAAAUGUUGAGGGACGCACUGAUACUUUUGCUGCUGUCUACGGAAAGCUCACAAACAAGCAAGUUACUUUCGAAUUCCAGUAA